AUGCUGGAAAAGUAUAUCAGAUUUCCUACAGGUGAAGAGUUAGCUGAGGUGAUAUAUGGGUUCAGGAUGAAAUGGUGCUUUCCCCAGUGUGUUGGUGCUAUUGAUGGUACACACAUCCCUGUUGCAGCUCCUGAGCUAAAUCAUACUGACUACUAUAAUCGGAAAGGGUGGUAUUCGAUGAUUGUUCAAGCGGUUGUCGAUCACGAUUAUUGUUUCGAGACAUGUGUUGGCUGGCCAGGAUCUGUUCACGAUGUCAGGGUGUUUGCAUCAUCCUCUAUUGUACACAGAAUUAGAGAAGGUCUUUUGUCUGAUCAGCCAUCAAUCGACUAUCAUGAUUGCGAAACUUCAGUCUUUCUUAUUGGAGACUCGGCAUACCCCUUGCAGACAUGGCUAAUGAAACCAUUUGUCAACACAGGAAGUCUCACACAUGAGCAACAGCAUUUCAACUAG
Corticium candelabrum is the source of this 450-nucleotide messenger RNA. RefSeq lists its product as uncharacterized. Lineage: Eukaryota; Metazoa; Porifera; Homoscleromorpha; Homosclerophorida; Plakinidae. The record is from RefSeq and is a predicted model, not a curated record. The transcript has a single exon. The coding region runs from base 1 to 450 and encodes 149 amino acids.